Messenger RNA from Fusarium keratoplasticum, 1002 nucleotides. Its product is annotated as NmrA domain-containing protein. The transcript has 4 exons. The record is from RefSeq and is a predicted model, not a curated record. The coding region runs from base 1 to 1002 and encodes 333 amino acids. NCBI's taxonomy places the organism in Eukaryota, Fungi, Ascomycota, Sordariomycetes, Hypocreales, Nectriaceae.
AUGGCUACUAGCACUCGCAAAAUCAUCGCCGUCGUGGGCGGGACGGGUAACCUAGGAAGCUCGGUGGCACGAUCGCUUCACGAUAACCCCGACUUCCAUGUCAGAGUCUUGUCUCGUGAUCCCACCACUGCAAAGGCACAGGUUCUGGCCAAGAACGGCAUUGAAGUCGUCAAGUGCGACAAUUGGAAGGCAGAUGACUUGCAGCAAGCCUUUACUGGCUGCUGGGGGGUCUUCAUCAACAUCGAUUCGGAUGCUCCGAACUUCAAGAACAGGAUCGGCCCCUCCGAGUUUGAAAUGGGCAAAAUCAUCAUAGAUGCAGCGGUCAAGCCUGGUGUGAAGCAUGCAGUGCACGCGUCGCUCCCAGCGGCGUCUAAGCUGACAAACGGCAAGGUUCCUGUUCUCGCCUUUGAUGAUAAAGCAGCCAUCUCAGAGUACCUUCUUGAACCAGGCAGGUUUGAGACCGCCUCGAUACUCAGCGCAGGCUGGUUUUUGGAGAAUGCCUUUGACCCCAAGUACACGGCCGCAUUUGGAGGCUUUGCAACGAUACCAGAUGCCGAAGGAUUUCUGACAUAUCGCGUGCCUGCAAUGGGCAACGACCCUGAGUCUGUUCCGUGGCUGGCAGUAGCCGACGACUACGGCGACUUUGUCCAUGGCGUAUUUCUAGACCCCGAGAGAUGGAACCGUCAAUACAUUCACGGAGUUUCGGAGUCUGCGUCUUUCGCCGAGCUGACGGCCAAGUUCCAAAAGCUGACUGGCAAGCCAGCCCGACAUGUGGAGAUUCCCAAAGGAGGGUUGACUGCGACAACGGCUUCCAAGACGACUGAAGUGAAUGGACUUUUUGACUUGAUGCAAGAAAUCAAGGGAAACUUCUUCAAUGGCAUCCCGACAAAGUCGGAGGAUGCUCGCGUUCUCAAGGAGAAUGCUUCCAAAGCUCGUCGAUCCGAUGGAGUGAAGGCUCGACCCAUGACCAUAGAAGAGUUCUUUACAAAGUAUGCGAAAUGA